Messenger RNA from Physella acuta, 727 nucleotides. RefSeq names its product von Willebrand factor C domain-containing protein 2-like. Lineage: Eukaryota; Metazoa; Mollusca; Gastropoda; Physidae. The record is from RefSeq and is a predicted model, not a curated record. Gene Ontology annotation, molecular function: protein binding.
UGUCUGAGAUAAAAAUAAAAAUAAUUGGUUGUGAUUAAAGCUGGUGUCUAGCCGAGCCAAGUCUCAGACGAAAUAAUCAAAUAACAAGAUGAGAAUCUCGCUGAUUGUGUGCGCUCUGUUUUCUCUUGCUGCGGUUGUGCAUGGUUCGCCAAGAGCAACUGGCUGUGAUUAUAACGGGGUCCACUAUGAGGAAGGGCAGAGCUUCAAGUCUGGUCCUUGUGUUUUCUGUGGAUGUUCUGGUGGUCACGUCAUAUGUUCUGUAAUGGACUGUGCCUUACCGGCGUGUGUUAGCUAUAGGCCACCUGGAGCUUGCUGCCCCGUGUGCUCACGCAUCCUCACGGCGCUAGAAACUCCAUAAGAACACCUGUACGUGCGAUACUAAAACCAAGCGGAACAUCACCAAAAGACAAAACACUUAUUAUGUAUUUUAAGUAUGCUGCAAUUUUAUUGCAUAAUCAAACAUUUUUUUUUUUAAAAUGUAGCUAACAACUAACAAUAUUAACUUUUUCAAGAAGACAAAUUUGUUGCAGUCACAAACUUGUUCUAUACUAUAAACAAAACUGAUUCCCUUGCAAUAGUCCCAUAGUGUUACUAUACAGAUUCAGACAAGUUAAAUAAAAUUUUGAUUUUGUAAGAAAUGCAAAUUGAGUAUAAAAAAAAACAACAUAUAUAUUAAAAAUGCAUAAAAAGUAUGCAAAGAUUCAAAUGAAUAAAAAAAUUAGCACCA